AUGCAUGCCAACGUUUUGCUAGGCCUUGGCCUCUUGGCCGAGACUGCUUUAGCAGUUCCCUACCCUGCUUCAAAGAAAUGUAAGCGUUCGACUGAAGUAGUCACAGAGAUUGUCACUGCCAGUCCAGUGCUGGUAGCAAACGUUACCCUCACUCCCGUCCUCAGCCCGAGUUCGGAUGAGACUACAAUUACCCCUAGCUCGACUGACGAGGCUACUUCCACCGCCGAAACAAUAGAAGAUGAUGAUGAGGGACAAGGUAUCCAAGACGUUGCCCAAAACGAAACGGCUACAACCCCCGGGGGCAUGGCCUUCUCAACUUCUGUCCUUGUUGAUACACAGACCGUAUUCCUUACAGAUAUGCUCUCGGAUUCUACAACCACCUCGGUCACAGUCAUUCAAUCGUCAACUCUCUUGGUUUCAGCUACUUCAACUCUGAGUACUACCUCGACCGUGUUAGAGACUAGGGUGGCUUCUACCACAGUAAUAUCUAUCGUCAGUACAACUGACAUGGCCCUUCUCACCUCGACCACCCUUACUACACAUGAGGCCACCACUACUGAGACGCAGGUUGUGACUUCGACUGUAGAUGCUACGUCGACCAUCCUUUUGACAGACGUUGAAUCUACAACUACGACUGAACUUGUUACAUCCAAUGUAACAAACACAGUGUUCUUCAUGGAGAGUUCAGCCACUACCGUAGUCGAGAGUGUUACUUCGACUGUCAACGCUACUCAGACCAUCUUUUCAACCGAUGUCGAUUCCACCACAACCAUCGAGACCGCCACAUCGACAUUGUUUAUAACCGCUUCUACUGCUACUAUGGAGACAGAUGUUACCACUUCGACAAACCUUGUAACUUUUACUGUCAGCAUUACAGAGACUGUAUUGGUCACAAAUCCUGUCACUACUACUUCAACUGCUGUUGUCACCUCAACAUCAGUUGUCAGCUCUACUUUAACUAUCUUUAUCACUGACUCCGUCGAAACAACACAGACGGAAAUUGUCACAUCGACUGCCGUUGUCGAGUCUACUUCUACCAUCCUUACCACCGCCGUUGCUUCUUCUACCGUCACAGAGACUGCAACUGUUACUUCGACUUCAGCAGUCAAUUCCACUUCCACUAUUUUGAACACUGUCCCUGAGACAGUGACCACAACCGAGACUGAUGUUACCACUGUCGCCUCAACUAUCUCUACUACACAGACUGUGGUCUCCGAAACCACAUCGACUACACUCAUAGCUGAUACAACAAUCAGUACCAACGUUGUCUCCACCACCGAGGUAGCGUCAACUACAGUGACGGGUACUUUGUUCGUUAUCGGUUCAAAUGUCGACUCGUCAACCACCACUUCCACUGUAAUUACUACCAUCACUGCCGCAGACAAUGUUUCCGACUCAGAAACAACUCCAGAGGCUGUUGCCCUUGUCACGGCUACAGUCACUCAAGUCUCUACCACUACAGUCGCCUCGGAAGAAACCAGUUCUUCCGCAGCUCUUGCAAAGAGAUCAGUGCCACCUGUAAGGCCUCAAUCUGAAGCUGCGGCUGCUUCUGCUUCGAGUCCUCCACAGGUGGCCAAGUCCAUGAACGAGACUACUACCGGAGUUGCCCCUACCUCCGAGUCCGCACCGUCCAACACUAUAGCCUUGACCAGUACCACUGCCGCUGUUUCUGCUCAGGAUUCUCCUGCUUCGUCCUCUGUUUCUACCCUGUUCGACGCCGCUACGACGUCAAACUACACUAAGGCCGGUACCAGCACGAGUAUGACAACAGUUGUCAUUUAUGUCACAGCUACUCCUGACGCUCCUUCUUCUGAGCCUGCAAAGCCUGUUGAGGACGCAAAAGGCCCUGAUACGGCUGCCGAUAUUGCUACAAACACCACCACUACUGUUGCUGCUGUAAUUACUACCAGUGUGGCCACUGUGACUGUCACUGCUGGGGCUAUAUCUGUAUCUGUCUCUGAAUCCGAGUCUGAAUUGUCCGAGUCAACUAUGGUAAGCUCCAGCACGGAGCCUGCCACCACAAUUGUAUCUACUUCUGUAGAUGCGCCAACCUCGGAACCUACCUCUCAAUCCGCUUCCGCGCCCACAGCUCAGGAUACCGUUGAGUCUACCACGGAACCAGCAGCAGACCCUACCACUGAGUCUAGCUCCGAGGAGCCCAUUCCAGAAUCUACUUCCGAGUCGGUCCUUGAGUCAGCCACCCAGUCUACAGCUGACAGUACCACUGAGCCUACUGCAGUUUCGGCAGCAAAACCUACCACUGCAUCUAGCUCUGAGUCCACUCCCAGAUCUACUUCCGCGCCGGCCUCUGAGACAACGUCUCAGCCUACCGUCGAGAGUGCCACUGAAUCUACAGGUUCGGCAGCAGAAUCAACUACAGAGUCUAGCUCUGAAUCUACUUCUGAAUCGUCCACAACCAGCCAAGUUCAAGUCCCAGCUGCAACAACAUUCACUACCACAGUGACCACGAUCAGUACUACAACUGAAUGGGUAUUUAUCGCUACACCUUCUAGCUCAGCAACAGAGAGUUCCAGCACGGUCAACUCGAGCGAAGAGGGCGAUUCUGCAACUCCAGCCCCCGCUGAAGAAUCGGCCACUUCCACUUCAACCUCUGCUACCACAAGAAGCACCGUUGAUGCUGCUCCUGAAGAUGGCGCUCCCGUGCCUGAUGACCCUAUCCCACUCAAUUGGAAAGACAAGAUGACUCGUUUCCAUUUAUGGUAA
This is a messenger RNA of Fusarium venenatum, 2724 nucleotides long. Lineage: Eukaryota; Fungi; Ascomycota; Sordariomycetes; Hypocreales; Nectriaceae. The record is from RefSeq and is a predicted model, not a curated record.